AAAUGGAAGAGAAAAACUUCAUGCCUGGUGAAGAAUCAUUUAGUUACUCACAGACCCAUAAAACAGAAGCUAGAAAUCUUAAUACCCACAUGACAAUUCACACUGGAGAGGAGCCGUACACCUGCAAACUGUGUGGGAAGAGUUUCUCACUAAAAGGAAAUCUUAAGACUCACAUGAGAAUUCACACUGGAGAGAAGCCAUUCAAAUGCUGUCAGUGUGGAAAGAGAUUUACACAGAAAAAAACCCUUUCAGUCCACAUGAGAAUUCACACUGGAGAGAAACCUUACACCUGCAAACCAUGUGGGCAGAGUUUCACUCAAAAACAAGGCCUUAAAGGCCACUUGAAAAUCCACACUGGAGAGAAUCUGUUCACAUGCCCUCAGUGUGGAAAAAGUUUUACACAGAAAAAAAACCUUGAUACCCACAUGAGAAAUCACGCUGGAGAGAAGCCUUACACCUGCAAACUGUGUGGGAAGAGCUUCUCACUAAACGGACAACUUAAGACUCACAUGAAGAUUCACACAGGAGAGAAACCGUUCACAUGCUCUCAGUGUGGAAAGAGUUUUAAAGAGAAAAGAGGUCUUAAUGUCCACAUGAGAAUUCACACUGGAGAGAAGCCGUUCAUCUGCUCUCAGUGUGGAAAGAGUUUUAAACAGAAAAGAGAUCUUAAUGGCCACAUGACAAAUCACACUGGAGAAAAGCCUUACGAAUGCAAACUGUGCGGGAAGAGCUUCAUGCAAAAAGAAAAUUUUAAGACUCACAUGAGAAUUCACACUGGAGAGGAUCCGUUUGUUUGUGAUCAGUGUGGAAAGAGCUUCAGAUGUAGAGAAUACCUUAAUCAUCACAUGAGGAUUCACUCAGGAGAGGACUGUUUUAUAUGUCAUCAGUGCGAAAGGAGUUUCACAGACAGGAAUCAACUUGAGAAUCAUGUAAAAAUUCACAUCGGGGAGAAGCCUUACAUGUGCCAUCAAUGUGGAAUGAGUUUCACAAACCGAGCAAACCUGGAGGAUCACAUGAGAAUUCACUCUGGAGAGACACCUUUCACCUGCAAACUGUGUGGAAAGAGCUUCACAAUUAAAGGAGACCUUAAUAUUCACAUAAAGGUUCACUCUGGAGAGCAGCCUUACAAGUGUCAUCAGUGUGAAAAGAGUUUCUCAGACAGGAAUCACCUUGAGAGUCAUGUAAAAGUUCACAUCGGGGAGAAGCCUUUCUUGUGCCCUCACUGUGGAAAGGGCUUCAUAUACAGAGCAAACCUUGAGUAUCACUUAAGAAUUCACACUGGAGAGAAGCCUUUCACCUGCCCUCAGUGUGGAAGGAGCUUCACGGUUAAAGGAAACCUUAAGCUGCACAUGAGAGUUCACACUGGAGAGAAACCUUACAAGUGUGUUCAGUGUGACACGAGUUUCACAUAUCACAUAAGCCUGAAACAGCAUUUGCAAAAUAAUUGUGAAAAGAAUUUCUCGUUUUCCUUCGUGUGACAAGAGGUUUUGAAAAAGGUGUAAUUUCAGCAACCAUCUGUGCAUUCACUCUGGGGAAAGACAAUUUAAUUGUGAUCAAUGCAAUAAAAUCAACACACUUAUCCAUAUGCAAAGUCGUGUAAAUGUGAGAGCCUGUUUGUGUUCUUAGGAUGACAAUAGUAAAUGCAUAUGUAGGACGGCCGCCUCAGUGCUU
Sinocyclocheilus anshuiensis is the source of this 1671-nucleotide messenger RNA. RefSeq names its product gastrula zinc finger protein XlCGF57.1-like. The transcript has a single exon. The record is from RefSeq and is a predicted model, not a curated record. Lineage: Eukaryota; Metazoa; Chordata; Actinopteri; Cypriniformes; Cyprinidae. The coding region runs from base 3 to 1478 and encodes 491 amino acids.